Molecule: messenger RNA, 2697 nt
Organism: Plasmodium vinckei vinckei
Lineage: Eukaryota; Apicomplexa; Aconoidasida; Haemosporida; Plasmodiidae
Product: conserved Plasmodium protein, unknown function
Exons: 1
Coding region: 1-2697 (898 amino acids)
Source: RefSeq, a predicted model, not a curated record
AUGGAAACAAAUGGGACAGAGGAUGAAGUAAAAAAUUCCGAAGUUAUAUGGGAAUCGUUAUAUAACGACUUUGAAGAAAUAACAGACACAAAUAAAAAACAUUUUAAUUAUAUCGAGAAUAGUUUGUAUAACUUUUGCAAAGGAGUGCAUUCCACAUCAAAAUCGAAUUACAAUUUAAAAAAUCGAACCCCUGAUAUAUAUGAAAACAAUAAUUCUAAUACAAAAAAUAAUGAAAAUAAUAAAUUAGAACAAAUUGAAAAUUAUAAUAUUAAUAAUAAUGAAGAAAAUAAUAAUCAGCUAGCUAAUUUAUCAAAUGAUAAUAAACUAGCCAUAACACAAAAUAAUGUUAAUAAUUUUGAUGAUAUAAAAAAAAAAUAUAAUUCUUAUGGUAAAAUUUAUAAUAAUGAAAAUGAUUAUUUAAAAAAUAAUUAUGUAGAUAAUGAUAGUGAUUAUUUAAAAGCAGAGACACAUAUAAGUUAUAACGAUGUUAUAAAUAGUGAUAAAACACGAAAUUCUGAUAAUUUAAAUGUUUCUCUUUCCCAUUUAAACUCAGAAUUAAAAAAAAAAACACACACAUUAAAUGAUAUGAAUAAUGCUAGAAAAAAUCAUACCCUAAAUAGUAGUACAAAAAAUGUAGUAUCAUUUAUGAGUGAAUGUGGAAAUACAAAAAAAAAUAUUAACAUUGAUGAAAUGCGAAAAGAUUUUUUUCGAAAAAGAGAAGAAGAUUAUUCAUACUUGUUAAGUAAUAAAAAAAUUUAUGAUGACGCAAAAAGUUGUGGAAGUGAAAUGUUAUAUUCAUCACGAUUUAGUGCAUUUGAUAAUUAUAAAAAAAAUAAUAUACUAAAUAAAUUAAAAAAUAAUACAAAUUUUGAUGUAAAAACAGAAUAUAAUUUAAAUCUUAAUAAUAGUGGAAGUAGUGAAAAAAAUGUUUCUCUUAUAGAUAUCCGAAAUAUAGCAAAAAAUAUGAAUAUAAAUUUAAGUAAUUUAAAUUCAUUGGAAAAAUUAGAUAUGUUAUUAAAAAAAAAAAAUAAUAAUUUAGCUAGUAACUAUAGUACUGGAAAUCCAGAUUUAUCUUUUUUUUUAAAUCAUGAAAAAAAUAAUGAUCGAUCAAGAAAAGCUUUAUCACAAUGUGCCAAUAAUGAUUAUAAAAUGUAUUCACAUAUGCUAGAAAAAUUAAGUAUGCAUUCUGGGAAAUAUGGUAAAAAUGAAAAUUCAAAAAUAGCCACUAUUGAAGAUGCUGAUCAUGAAGCAUUAAUAAAUAGAUCAAAAAAAUUAUUAGAAAUAAGUAAAAAAUGUUUAAGUGAAAAUAAAAAUGAUGAAAAAAAAUAUAAUACAAAUACUUUUAGUGAUUUAAAUUCAAAAAAUAUUAAUAAAAAAAGUCAAAAUUUUAUAUUAUCAAAAUUAAUUAGAAAUUGUCAUUCCACUGGUGCUCCUUCUGUCGCUGGUAUUUCAGUAGUUAGCGAAAAAACUAAUCCUAAUCAUACUAUGAAAAAUAUAGAAUUCGAAUUAAAUGAUAGUAAAAAUGAAAUAAGUUCUGUUAAACAUGGUUCUAUACAUGGUGGUGGACAUACUUAUGAAUAUUCAGGAAAAGAUUAUAUUAAUUUUAAAAAAGGAAAAAAUAUAAUAUCAAGUGCUAGCCAAAUUGAUGUAUUAAGUCAAGUAGAUGAUAAAGAAAAAGAAAAAAAUGAAAAAGAAUAUAAUAAAUGUUUAUAUAAUCUAUUUGAAGCUUAUGAUAAAGAAAAAUUAACUGAUGUAUAUGGGGCAGAAAAUGAUAAAAAUGAUGAUGGAAAAAUAAAUAUUACAAAUAAUAAUGAAUCAUAUAUUUCGAGUUUAAAAGGACAUAAUAAAACAAAUAUUGAAAAUGGAUAUGAUUUAAAAAGCUAUGAAUUUAAUUUAGAUUAUCAAGAUUCUGAUGACGAUUUAAAAGAAAGUAGUGAAAAAAAAAUAAGUGAUGAAAUAAAAAUAUUAAAAAAUAAAUUAAUUGAAGGAAGAAUUGGUAUAAUUGAUGAUAAUAAUAGUGUUUGCAGUAAAAAAAAUAUUUCAAGUUCAAAUAGUAUGAUACAUUUAUAUGAACAUAAUAAAGAUAAUGGGCUUUAUAAUGAAAAAUUAAAAAAAGGAAUUAUUGAAUGUGGAGAUUUAGAACAUAUAUCAGAUGAAUUCUUUAAUAAAAAUUAUAAUGGCAAUGAUAUAAAACUUUUAUUUAAAGAAAAUAUGUUUUUACAAGAAUUAUGUGAAAAAAGAAAAGUACUUAUACAAAAAUAUAAAAAUGAAAAAUCCAAAUUAUGUGUAGAAAUGAAAACACUUUUAAGUUUUAAUAAUAAUUUAAAUUGUGCACUAAAAGAAAAAGAAGCAGAAAUUAAUAUUUUAAAAAAAGAAAAAGAAGAAUUAGAAACUAAUUUAAUGAAACAAUUAGCUAAUAAUACUAAUAAUAAAUUUGGAUUUUUAAAAAAUUUUCAAUCACAACAUAGUACAAGCAAACAUGAAAAAGGCACAAGUUUCAAUACUUGUAGUAGUAAUGAAUAUAAUAUGUUAUGUGAUAAAAAUGGUGUACAAUCACGUUACACUAAUGAUAAUAAUAAUUCAUCUGUGAUUAAAAGUUAUGAAGACAAAAUUCAAGAACUUUUAAUUCAAAUUAAAAUGUAUCAAAAAAAAAAUAGCGAUUUACAAGAACAAUUGAAAAUAUUUAUGAACGAGUAA